UUCAAUGAAUUCACAAUGAAGUUCUCGACUCUUAACCCGCAGCCUGGCUACAGAGCGAUCCCUGCUUAUCGUCCCACGCCUGGAAACCCGCCUUCAUCCGGAUACCCACACAAUUCGGGUUAUUCUAUUUAUCCUCCCAUGCCAAACUUAUCUGCAUGUCAAUCCCAUUCUUCUGAUCCUCCUGCUGCUCCUGAAUAUCCACCUACGACUGGAUAUCCGCCCACAACUUCUGUAUAUCCACCCACAACUUAUGGAUAUCCUCCAGCUGCAGCCAGUGCUCCCGAAUAUCCAGUUACAUCUGGAUAUCCAUCAGCUCCGCAUUAUGACAUGACUACCUCUUCGGCUGCUGGAAUUCCUAUGACCACUGGAUGCUCAACGUCUUCAGGGUUACAAGAUGGCCUUACAAACGGCCAAGUCUGCGGACAAAAACUGGACAGAAGGGCCUCAGACACGACUUCCUCAUAUGAGUCGAGCAGCGCAGAGGGCCACUAUGCGGUGGACCAACCGACCAUCAUGUGCCUGAGAAAAUUCGACCCCUCGAAGGACGCGUCGGUGCUGAAGAAGGCCACGAACAUCAUUCCCGACGUAGCCUCCAUCAUCAAUAUCCUCGCCAACAGGACCAACGAACAACGCCGAAUAAUUAUUUCGUCUUACAGCCGAGAUUUUGGCAAGGAUUGGCUCGAGAAACUGGAGAAGAAGAUAACUAUUGAGUCUGCGUUCAAGCGCGCUGUGCGUGCUAUUAUGACUCCUACAGCUGUGCUGCUGGCCAGCCAUCUCUAUGACGCGAUCAACGGGCCCGCAACCAAUGUGCUAAUAUUGAUCGAAAUCAUGUGCACUCGCAACAGCGCGGAAAUCCAAGAAAUCAACUCCGUGUAUCAUCAUCUAUACGGUCGUCCGUUGGAAAAUGACUUGGAGGCGAACACGUCUGGGCACGUUCGUCGUCUGCUAAUAUCGAUGACCCCCGGCGCACUCGAUGAGAUGGACCACAACCUAAGCCUGGCGCCGAAGCUGGCGCAGAAACUCCGCCGAGCAGUUGAGUCGUCGGACAAAGUCAAGUUCAACAAGAUCUUGUCUUCCUGCUCUUUCCCUGUGCUACGCUCCGUGCUCGAGGAGUACGAGGAAGUUAAGGGCAAGAGUCUGCUAGACGCUAUCAAUAGCGAGUUCUCAGAGGACAUUGAACCCGGUCUGCAGGCCGUGGUGAUGUGCAUUGAGAACCAAGAUGAGUUCCUUGCCAUUUGCCUGCACGGCGCCAUCACAGCCCAAGGAGCUAAAGAUGACACUCUCAUCCGCAUCAUCGUCACGAGAGCUGAGAUUGAUCUCGGCAACAUCAAGCAAGAAUAUCAACGCCGUUACCGCCGUACGCUCGGGAGCGACAUAUAG
Molecule: messenger RNA, 1380 nt
Organism: Hyalella azteca
Lineage: Eukaryota; Metazoa; Arthropoda; Malacostraca; Amphipoda; Hyalellidae
Product: annexin B9-like
Exons: 9
Coding region: 16-1380 (454 amino acids)
Cellular component (GO): cytoplasm
Molecular function (GO): calcium ion binding; calcium-dependent phospholipid binding
Source: RefSeq, a predicted model, not a curated record